UACUUUUUCUAAGUCAUUUAUAUGGAAAGCAUUGAAGAUGAUGCUACAUAUAUCCGAUUAAUUUUUAAGGGAUUCGUUUUUAUUACAAAUAAGCGUUACGAAACAUUUCAAGACCUCGGUGCCAUUUCUCGGAAAAUGUCUAAAGUUUUAAAUACGUAUUCGAAUUUAGAGAAUACAACGGAAUCAUGCUAUAUGGACAAUGGUAUCCGUCUUGUAUGCGAACGCAGAAAAUCCUUCAACACCACCUUAGGAUGUUUUCUUCCAGCUGGUUCGAUGUACGAAAUGCCCGAAGAACGUGGCAGCGUUCUGUUUUUGGAACAUUUACUUUUUAGGAGAACGAAAACCCAUGAUCAGUUGGAAACCAUUGUACAAGAUAUUGGAGGAAAAAUUGCAGCUGUUGGAAUGAGAGACAUGUUCGUUUUUUAUGGGACUGUACAAUCAUGUAAAGUAGAUGAACUCGUUCAAUUAUUUGCGGAUGUAAUACUGAAUGGAGUUAUAUGUGCUACCGAUAUAACAGAGGAGAAAUGCGUAAUUUUAAACGAACUCGCUGAAAUGGAAGUAGACAGAGAAAAAGUCGUGAUGGAUUAUUUGCCAACUAUCGCGUAUCAAGGUACUGCUCUUGGCAAUAGCGUAUAUACUGACACUGACACAAUAAAACAGUUUUCCAUAGAAAAAUUGUCUGGCUUUCGAAGCCGAUUAUUUAAACCAUGUUACAUUACGAUGAUCAGCACUGGAUCCGUCUGCUUGAACGAAUUACGAAAGAUGGUUUGCGAACACUUUGAUUGUAAAGUUGACGAUUACAAGUCGUCGUUCGGUAUUUCCAGCAGAAUGCGAACUGGUACAGAGUCACUUGAGUAUCGGUUCUCAGCUGCUGAAUUACGACUAAGAGAUGACGAUAAUCAAUUAGCGUACGUAGCAAUAGGAGUUGAAGGACCAAGUUACAAACAGCGUAAAGAGCACGUUGCUUUCACUGUGGCUAAACAAAUCGUCGGUUCUUGGGACAUGUCAUACAGUGGAGUAAAUCAUAAUGCACCGUACAUUGCACACUUUGCUUACAAUACAGACACGUGUUUAAUGUACAAGUCUUUUUUUCAUAAUUAUGCACAGUCUACCAGUAUAUGGGGCUGUUACUUCGUUUGUGAAAGAUUGAAAAUCGAGCAAAUGGUUGCUGGACUGCGUAAAGUGUGGAUGAAAUUGUGUACAACGAUUACUGAGAAAGAAGUAUCUCGUGCCGUUAAUCAGUGCAUAGCGAUUGACUUAAUGGCAUGCAACAAUUCGACAAAUCGUUUUUUCGACAUUGUUGAAAAUGUUUUCAGAUACGGAUGUUACGAGUCAAUCGAGCAAAGAGUUACAGAGUAUGAGAAAAUAAAUGCAGAUAAAAUACGGGAAGUUUGUGGCAAAUAUGUCUAUGAUCAACAUCCAGUCGUUAUAGCUCUUGGUCGUAUUGAGAAUUUACCGGAUUAUGCAUUAAUAAGGAAUGGCCUGUAUUUGUUACGAUAUUAAAAGUAAUUUUAUAAAAUCAAAAUAACAAAAUAACGAUCAUUUAUCCCUUAUCAUUUAUAUGAAAUAGUUACAAAUCGCUUGGAAUCAUGAACGUGUUAUUAACGUUUAAUAUUAGCCGUAUCACAGCCUGAGAAAAAGAAUUUACAACAAUUACGCAUAUUUAUAGCAUUGUAUUCUUUUUUUCAUAAUAAAGGGUAUGCGUAAUUUUGCGAUUGCAUGUGCGUUCUAUAAUUAGCGCAUGAGCAUUGACAUUGCUCAAGCACAUUCCAAAAUACCGUUCCAAAAAUCAUGAAUCAAUGAUGUGUAACUCGCCGAGGAUUUUACCGAAUUCACGUCACCCAAUUUUCCGAUCGUUAACAUCGCAAACAUUCGUUCGGAACAACGAAGUCGACAAACCUGGCAAAUGAACAGCUUCGAUUUCGAAU
This is a messenger RNA of Ceratina calcarata, 1928 nucleotides long. RefSeq names its product mitochondrial-processing peptidase subunit beta. Lineage: Eukaryota; Metazoa; Arthropoda; Insecta; Hymenoptera; Apidae. Gene Ontology annotation, molecular function: metal ion binding; metalloendopeptidase activity. The coding region runs from base 22 to 1503 and encodes 493 amino acids. Gene Ontology annotation, cellular component: mitochondrion. The transcript is spliced from 8 exons. The record is from RefSeq and is a predicted model, not a curated record.